AUGCCUUCUCCACCGUCAGACACCUCGUUCCUGAUUCUUCCAUGGGCGGUCAUCGCCUAUCUACGCUCGAAGAAUCGCCAGUACCAAAAAUGGACAUACCGUCAAGCCUUGAUGAAUACGAUUCUCAAGGUAGGCCUGCACAAGUACAUCUCUCUGAAACGAACACCCUCCAUCUCCCUCAAACCCGGAUUUGAGAGGAAACGAUUUAUCCUCAUUGAGCCUGCAGGACCUGAGUUGUAUUCGGGCCUCGCAUUAGACGGAAAGACCAAACCUGAGGCUGUCGGGGCAACCUGGUACCCCAAACUUCCUACCCCGGAUCUCAGGCUCCCCGAAGGCCAGCAUGUCGUGCUCCAGCUGCAUGGUGGGUCCUACAUAACAGGAGACGGCCGCACAGGGUCCUGUCAAUUCAUCGCCAAGAACUUUCUCUCAUACACCCCGAGUCGAUACGUGCUAUGUCUCCAGUACCGGCUAGCGGGCACCCCAAAUGGACGUUUCCCCGCUCAGCUGCAAGAUGUCAUCACUGCAUACUUCUAUCUCCUCGGCACUCUACAUAUUCCAGCCUCGCAGAUUAUUCUGAGUGGUGAUAGCGCCGGGGCUAAUCUUGCUUUGGGGCUUUUGCGGUACAUCACACAAUUCAACGAUUCGUCUCUUCUUCCCGCGCCAAAAUGCACAUGGCUCUUCUCUCCCUGGACCAAUAUUCCCGGAGCAACAGACUUAGAUGCUUGGAACGAUAGCCCCAACUACAAGACUGACUGUAUACCAGCAUCUUUUCCAGGCUGGGGUGCAACACUCUUCUUGCAGGAUCUGGAAAUCAUCAAGUCAGUUGAGGAGCAUCUCGCUCCGAUAAAGCAUCCGUUUGCGUUGCCGUCACCUAUGCUGGUCGUGACUGGAGGGAAGGAAGUGCUGCACCAAGAGCAUCUGGAAUUCGCUGCAGUCUUCAAAGAGCUGCCAGAAAAUGAGUCUCUAGUGGAUUGCUUUGUGUCAGAAACAACACCACACGAUCUCUUCAUGAUUGCGUGGAUCAUGGGUUUCAAAAAAGAAGCUCGAGAGUGUGCUGAGAAAGCUGGGGAAUUUGUCACAAAAUUUACGUCUGUCGCCAAUGCAUGA
Messenger RNA from Penicillium daleae, 1107 nucleotides. RefSeq names its product alpha/beta hydrolase. Gene Ontology annotation, molecular function: hydrolase activity. Lineage: Eukaryota; Fungi; Ascomycota; Eurotiomycetes; Eurotiales; Aspergillaceae. The coding region runs from base 1 to 1107 and encodes 368 amino acids. The record is from RefSeq and is a predicted model, not a curated record. The transcript has a single exon.